Messenger RNA from Morus notabilis, 1730 nucleotides. Its product is annotated as SUN domain-containing protein 1. The transcript has 2 exons. The record is from RefSeq and is a predicted model, not a curated record. Gene Ontology annotation, biological process: nuclear envelope organization. NCBI's taxonomy places the organism in Eukaryota, Viridiplantae, Streptophyta, Magnoliopsida, Rosales, Moraceae. Gene Ontology annotation, cellular component: nuclear envelope. Bases 316 to 1695 code for a protein of 459 amino acids. Gene Ontology annotation, molecular function: protein-membrane adaptor activity.
UCGACACAUUUUUGGACACAAAAACAACAAAACAAACACAAUUCAAUUGAAAGUUUAAACGCAGCACCCUAAGCGCUCAAACCGUCGCGUCCCUCAAUUCCCCCUUCAUUUCUCUUAUGUCUCUCAAUUUCUUAUUUAUUUUCAGUUUUUCCCCUUCCCAAUUCAUCAAACCAAAAGAUCUCCAAUCUCUUCUUUCUCACUUCCCGAUUCUAAUUCUCCUUUCUCUCUCCUAGGGUUUCUCUUCCUGUUCUUCUCUGAAUUCCGUAUCCAGAAUCUCCAGAAUUCGGCGGUUGUGGAGAGAAAGGAGAAACGAAAAUGUCGGCUUCGACGGUGUCGAUAACGGCGAACCCGGCGACUCGCCGGAGAACGGUGGUCGCGGUGGAGAAGAAGUCGAGUGUGGAAUUAGUGGCCGCGGAGCCCCAAUUCAAGGCCGGGGAUGAUAAAUCCGUGGCCGCGAACGGGAGAGAUCUGAGCAAUCACUCGAUCAGAGGCGACGCCGUCUUGGAAAGAUCUUCCAGAGACGCUGUACCGGUCAAGAAAACCGCCGCGAACUCCACCGUGUCGCCGCCGUCGAAUCGCCGGAGCCGUAAGCCCGUCGCGGCACCAAAGCCGCGUUGGCUGACUGUCCUCAGUGUCUUCACGAAGAACUUUGUGCUUCUAGUUCUUCUUGUCGGAUUGGUUCAGAUAGUGAGGAGGCUCGCCUUGCGAUCCAGCGACGGAGGCGGUCCCUUCGCGUUGUCGGACUUCGAGGGAAGGAUUGCGGAAGUGGAAAAGUUCGUCAAGACCACGGCGAAGAUGAUUCAGGUUCAGGUUGAGGUCGUGGAUCGGAAGGUCGAUAGCGAAGUCGGAGGAUUGAGAGAAGUUGGAAAGAAGAUUGAGGAAAAAAGUGUUCUUCUUGAAAGCCAAUUGAAGGAGUUGGAGGCUAAGAGUGAAGGAUUAGAGAGGUCGCUUGGUGAGUUCAAAGAUAUUAAUUGGAUAUCUAAAGAGGAGUUUGACAAAAUCUAUGAAGAACUGAAGAAGGCGAGGAGUGACGAGUUUGGUGUUGAUGAUGGGACGAAUUUGAAUGACAUUAGGGCUUACGCGAGGGAUGUGGUGCUGAAGGAGAUCGAGAGGCAUGCAGCGGAUGGGCUCGCUCGCGCGGAUUACGCUCUUGCAACGGGUGGAGCUAUGGUUGUGAAGCACUCGGAGCCCUUUUUGAAGGGAAAGGGAAAUAAUUGGUUUGGGAAGGGCGCGACAAAUGGGGUUCACAAUGACGCUGAGAAGAUGUUGAAACCGAGUUUUGGAGAGCCGGGACAGUGUUUUCCGUUGAAGGGAAGCAGUGGGUUUGUGGAGAUUAAGCUGAGAACGGCCAUCAUCCCAGAAGCUAUUACUUUGGAACAUGUUGCUAAGAGCGUCGCUUUCGACAGAUCAAGUGCUCCCAAGAACUGCAGAAUCUCUGGAUGGCUGCAAGGGCAGAAUACAGAAUCAACAUCUGAUGCUCUGAGGAUAUUUCUUUUAGCCGAGUUUACUUACGACCUCGAGAAGAGCAAUGCGCAGACUUACAAUGUUUUGGACUCGGCAAGCUCUAGCAUCGUUGAUACAGUCAGGUUUGAUUUCACUUCCAACCAUGGAAGCCCUUCCCAUACUUGCAUUUAUCGCUUGAGGGUGCAUGGACAUGAACCCGAGUCUGUUGCCAUGAUAGCAAUGCAAUCUUGAUGACACUGCUGUAACCCAUCCUUGUAAACUUUUCU